Messenger RNA from Spirodela intermedia, 3191 nucleotides. The record is from the annotation of a GenBank genome assembly. NCBI's taxonomy places the organism in Eukaryota, Viridiplantae, Streptophyta, Magnoliopsida, Alismatales, Araceae.
AUGGCCGGAGCCCGCCUCGGGAAACGUACGCCGGAGGAGAACGUCGUGAUGGUGGCGGUCAAAGCCGAGAGGGAGAUGUCUAAGAUGGCCCUCUCCUGGGCUCUCACCCACGUCGUUCGCCCCGGCGACAUCGUCACCCUCCUCGCCGUCAUCCCUAACCACUAUGAGGGUAUUCCAGCUCUCUCUCACCCUCUCUCUCUCUCUCUCCCCCUCCCCUCGUCUCUCUGAAGACGUUUCCUCGUUCCAUUUUUGCGGCAUUUAGCCACGAUUUACGUGGCGAAUUCUUUCUCUCUUUCUCUCUCUCUCUCCCCUGCCCUCGUCUCUCCGAAGACGUUUCCUCGUUCUAUUUUUGCUGCUUCCAAACACGAUUUACGUGGCGAAUUCUCUCUCUCUCUCUCUCUCUCUCUCUCUCUCUUUCUUCAUCUUCAUCUUCAUCUUCUUCCUGUCAGGUCUUUUUCUGAGUAGUUUGAUCUGGUCUGUUUAGGCCAGAGAAGGAGGCUGUGGAGCUUCCCGAAAUUCGCCGGCGAGUGCGGGAGCGGCGGCGGGGGAGGGUCGCCGGAGAGUCGCCGGAAGGCGGAGGUUUCGGCGUUGUGCUCCCGGAUGGCGCUGCAGUUCCACGCCCGCCACGACCCCCAGGCGGUCAACGUGAGGAUCAAGGUCGUGGUGGCGGAGCCACACUCCGCCGGCGGAAGCGGCGGCGCUGUGGUGGCGGAGUGGAAGCGAGUCGGAGCCAACUGGAUCGUCCUCGACAAGUAAUGCCCUCACUGACUCGCUCACUCAGUUAAUUCUCUUCAUCGGUAGAGCGUCGUUGACCUUGGGGUUGCAUCGGCCCGGCCCCGAGCCGCUGGCGGUGGAGGUCGCCGGGCCGGACCCACACUGGCAUUGGCUGGUCCGGGCCGAGACCGGCAGAUCGGGUCCGGUCUUUUAAGAAGCCACGUGGGUGUCAGCGAGACUGUUGACACCGGUAGGCCCACCGGGGGGAGGACCACGUCAUCAAUCAAAUACCGGAAGGCGGCCGAGAACAUGCCCCUGCCACGUCCCGGGAAUUAUUGGACCUAGUCCAGUGCAGCUCACGGCCCGCAGAGUCAACCCCGGAAGUGAGCAGGAGAAACUAGUGGGGCCUACCCAAGGGUAGGCCACAUCUGUGGCUGAUACGUGGCCGCGUGGAUUUACAGAAUUUAAGAAUUUUCAGAAUGAGUCGGAUAUUCUGACGUGGCCCUCACGUGCCGAACCAGGCAGCUGAAGCAGGAGGCCAAGCACUGUAUGCAGGAGCUCCCGGACUGCAGCAUCGUGUUGAUGAAGCGAACCCACGCAAAGGUGCUCCGCCUCAACCUUCGCGGCGGCGGUGAGAAGCAGAGCUCAAGGGAGGAGGGAGAAGAAGAUGAUGACGACGACGAUGAUGACGACGACGAUAAUGAGGAGGACCGCCAGGGCCUCUACCGCCGUCUGAAGCACUCGACCCCAGCAAGCAGCCCUGAAGAUGAACGCACGGCCACUAAUGGCGGCUCCUCCUCCGUCGUCUGCUACAGAGACCCUUCUUCGGGUAUCAAGACCCUGCAGGAGAUAUUCAUCGAGUCAGGCGGAGAUUCCCCUGCCGACCGGUUACAGCCCACCACCGUCCGGCCGGCCGUACGGCGGCGGAGCAGCUCCACCGCUGUGGCGCCGCCGCUGUGCAGCGUGUGCCGGCACCGAGCCCCCGUGUUCGGGAAGCCUCCCAGGUGGUUCGGUGUCGGGGAGCUGGAGGAGGCUACCGGUGGCUUCUGCGACGAGAACUUCCUGGCGGAGGACGCGCUCACGUGGGUUCACCGCGGUGUGCUUCGCAAUGGCCAGGUGGUGGCGGUGAAGAGGCUGAAGCCAUCACCGCCGGCGGCGCCGGGGAUGAUGGCGGUUUACCCGUGCGGCGGCGGCGGCGGCGACGGCGGCUUCCGGGCGGAGGUAGAAGUCCUCAGCCGGGCACAGCACCGGAACGUGGUCAUGCUCGUCGGGUUCUCUGUGGAGGCCACGCAGAGGGCUCUGGUCUAUGAGUAUGUCUGCAAUGGCUCCUUAGCCGCUCAUUUGCACGGUGAGCCCUCUCAAUUAUUUUGCCGUCCACGUGAAGGAAAAAGCACGCUUUGAUCUUGUGUCCUCGCCGGCGGCGCGCAGGAGGUAGGGCGGCAGCGCCGCCGCUGGACUGGCCGGCGAGGCUGAGGAUCGCCGUUGGGACGGCGAGAGGACUCCGCUACCUCCACGAGGACUGCAGAGUGGGCUUCAUCCACGGCGACGUCCGCCCCUCCAACAUCCUCCUCACCCACGACUUCGAGCCUCUGGUACGUCGCCCUCCCCUCUCCAUCGAGCUCUCAGCGUCUCUCUGAUCGUCUCCACGGAAUUCUUCAGAUCGCAGACUUCGGAUUCUCGCGAUGGCAGCCGGAGGGUGGCGGUGCUGGCCGGCGGAUGCUCGGGAAAUUCGGGUAGGCAAUUCGGUGACUUUUAUGCUCUUUGAAUCGUAAAUGUCAACGCCGGAGAAGGCUGACGCAGGGCCGGUGUGAAGGUAUCUCGCGCCGGAGUACAUAGAGAGGGGGAGGAUCACGGAGAAGGCAGACGUUUACGCCUUCGGCGUGGUGCUGCUGGAGCUCCUCACGGGGAGGAGAGCGGUGGACGCCGCAAGGCCCAAGGGACAGCAGUUCCUCGCCGAGUGGGCACGGCCGGCUUUAUCGUCGCUGGCGGCCGGCGGCGCCACCGCCACCCCGGCGACGGCCGUUGACCGGCUGUGGGACCCCCGCCUUGAUCCGCAGCAGUCCCGCCGCUUCUCCCGGCGGCUGAUCGCCGCCGCGGAGGCGGCCGCCGCCUGCCUCCGGCGGGAGCCCCAGGCCCGGCCCACCAUGUCCAAGGUACCCACAUACUUUGAGAAAGCCCGGGUUUUUCUCAAUAAGCGGAUCAGCCACCAUAUGGUAAAAAUAAUCGAUGAUUUCUCUCAAUAUGGUUGACUAUACUGGGCGUAGGUCUUGCGGAUGCUGGAAGGGGAGGAGCCCGUUGACCUCGGGGGGUCAAGCAUGGGCCCCAAGGGCGAGGCCAGUGGGCGGCGCUGCGUCAAUCCAUGUCAGGAGAGGAAUGGCGGCUGGUCAAAGGGGAGCCUCUCCCAGAGGAUCCCACACGAGGCCAUCACGAGAGCCCUCCUUCAUGCGGCGGAGAGGAACCCGGCCCGCAUCUACUAA